AUAAUGGCCGCCUGCGUCACAUCACUGCGCAAUCAAGCACGGAAAUAACAGCUGUUCAGUGUUCUACAAUAUUCGUUCGGGCAACUCAGUAACAGCAAGCAGCAGCUGUAUUCGGAUAAAGACGCAGCCGUUUUCCUUGAAAAUUGCGAUUGUUUGGUUAUAGAAUAGUCGCUUUGUCAUUGUUUUUUGUUAAACGGUAAAGAUUAAUUCUUUAAGUUUGCAAGUAAUUAUAACGGUGCUAGUGUGAUUCAUUACAUGCGGGAGAUAUUGAUGAUGUUUACCAAAAUUUGCCCGUUGUUAUUGUGACUCGAAUGGUAGAAAUGCCUCGUGAAUACGUGGACGCUGAGGUGAGAAGUGUGUUAUGUCAAUAGAAUCUCAACGCUUAGAUAGCAAUAUUAGUGUUAAAAUUGUUAUAACUAGGACGAAAAGUUAAUAAAAUGUCUAGUACGGUGCCGACCAGUUCUGCUCUCAGGGCUUUGGCCUUAGAAUAUAAAAGCUUACAAGAGGAGCCAGUCGAGGGUUUUAGGGUGAAAUUGUUGGGAGAGGACAAUUUGUUUGAGUGGGAAGUGGCAAUAUUUGGACCACCAGAUACUUUAUAUCAAGGAGGCUAUUUCAAGGCAUAUAUGAAGUUCCCACCAGAUUAUCCAUAUUCACCACCAACAGUACGGUUUUUAACAAAAGUUUGGCAUCCAAAUGUGUAUGAGAAUGGCGACCUCUGUAUAUCAAUUCUUCAUCCACCAGUCGACGACCCACAAUCUGGCGAGUUGCCCUGCGAGCGUUGGAACCCCACACAGUCUGUGCGAACAGUUCUCCUCUCGGUUAUAUCACUCCUCAACGAGCCAAAUACCUUUAGCCCAGCUAAUGUUGACGCUAGUGUGAUGUAUCGCCGUUGGCGUGACUCGAAAGGGAAAGAUAAGGAGUAUGAGAACAUUAUAAGAAAACAAGCGCAAGUCGCGCGCAUGGACGCGGAAAAGGAAGGAAUAGUAGUGCCACUUACGUUAGAAGAUUAUUGUAUUAAGACUCGAGUCAAGGCGACGACACAAGAGCCGCAGUUGGACAUGACAGACUUUUAUGAUGACGAUUAUGAUCUUGAUUCCGAUUCGGAAGAGGAAAUCGAAGGUGGUGAAGAUGGAGACGACAGUGGCAACGGAGAGUCGUGAGGCUUACGCUCUGACAGGACAGCUCUGACGUCUGACAGAUCAAUGUCAAUUACCAGAUUGACAGCUGUCCCAGCUUCUCGCGUCACAACGAAUGCGAUCUCCGGCGACGCGUACGGACGAUAUCAAUAAAUAAUAUAUUACAUGACAUGCAAUUAUUUUAAUAGCAUGUAUGUUUGUUUAUCUAGGUCAUACAGGUUUUUAGUUGUCAAACUAUUCUACUCUUUGACGUAUUGUCAUACUGACAAUUGACAGUACAGUAGACACGGUUUUGAAUAUGGACGUAAAUCUUAUGAUAUAGCUUUAUUGCUUUAAAAAAUAUGAAUUUCUUUGAUGAUUUCUAUAAAAACUUAUACUAACUAAACUUGAAUUAUACAAAAAAGUAUGCAAAUUUUGUUGUCAACCGAAGAUAACAAUCUAACUAUUACUAAAAUUUUCAUAAAACAGUCUUAUCUUAUUACACUGUUUUAACUUGAACUGGGGGCUAGUCAAGAUGCCUUAUCAGUAGUGUAUGAAAAUGACAGUCAGUGUCCACAAAUUUUCAUACACUAUUGUUAAGACAUCUUGACUAAGCCUACGGAUCUGUCAUUGCAUCAGAGCAUUUGACAGAAAGAUACUAUUAAUUACUUAAGUAUUUAAUAUGAUAUUCAGUAUAAAAUAUAAAAAUUAUUUUUCUAUCAAAUAUGUACAGUCCGUACCGUUCGCUUAAUGUAUAGAUAAUUUAAUACUAAGUAAAUGAUAUAUUAAAAAAGCCCCAGCCGGGCAAUUGCUAGACAAUUUUGUAAUUAUUUUUAAUGCUAAACAUUUUCUGUGAUUAAUUAUUAAUUGCCUAUUUUAGAUGCCUUUAGUUAUUUUAUUUUUCAAUUGCCAUCAUUUUUCAAUUUUACAUCACAUUUUUGUUGUUUGUGUUAAAAUGAAAUUAUUUUCUGUGUUUUAAAUGUGCUAUUGAAACUCAUUAUAGGUGGCAACACUGUUUUAGUAAAAUAUACAAUAUCUUUCGUUUUAUAAAAAUUGCUUUAAAGUGUGCAUUAUUAUUUUAUAUAACACUUGAAAACUUUAAUAUAUCAAUGACUUAUUAAAAGUGCAACGGUGUUGCCCUCUUAAGGGGUGAAAUCGUUUUAUCCUUAUUUGGGCUUACUAUUAAUAUGCUCAAAUCAGAACUGUAAAAUAAAUUAUAAAUAUAGUACAUUCUUAAGAUAUAUUCAAAGCAUAUAUUAUAGUGAUACGUAAAUAAACGAAAUUAUAUAAGUUAUGUAUAGUUUGCAUUAAGAAAACAGCUAUUGUCAUCAUUGUGAAUUUAUAGGGCGUACAAAAAAAAUAUUUUGCAAAAACCUUUACCUAAUCAAAUUUCAUAGUGUUUUCUAAUAAAUAAAAAAGUGAUGUGACUUGCUUAUGUUUUCUAUAGGAUUUAGUAAAGUAGCUGUGAAAAGUAGGAAUAAAAGUUAUUAAACAAACAGUUAAUUACAAUUUCACUGUUACAACUUAAAGUACAAGUUUCAUUAUCACUUUACAAACUGUAUUUUAUGGUUAUAAUGGGACAUUGAAUCUCUGGGGCCCGUAUUUUAAGAUGAAUAUUAAAAUUCUUAUGAAUUGUGACUUCUAUUCUUCUUAGAAAGUAACAGCUUCCAUGUGGAAUUAUGGACCCAUAAUGAUGUGUAACAAAAAUUAUUCUGAUAAUGUGUCCAACAAUGUUUUGUUUAGUUAAGGUUUAAAUAGUAGAAAUGUUCACAAUGAAAAUGUCAAUAACUUAAUAAUUAGGUUUAUUCAGUAAUAAAGAGCAUGUGUUUUGAA
This is a messenger RNA of Pieris rapae (cabbage white), 2948 nucleotides long. Its product is annotated as ubiquitin-conjugating enzyme E2 R2. The record is from RefSeq and is a predicted model, not a curated record. Bases 438 to 1160 code for a protein of 240 amino acids. The transcript is spliced from 5 exons. Gene Ontology annotation, biological process: ubiquitin-dependent protein catabolic process; protein polyubiquitination. Gene Ontology annotation, molecular function: ubiquitin conjugating enzyme activity. NCBI's taxonomy places the organism in Eukaryota, Metazoa, Arthropoda, Insecta, Lepidoptera, Pieridae.